This is a messenger RNA of Fonsecaea nubica, 3132 nucleotides long. RefSeq lists its product as hypothetical. The record is from RefSeq and is a predicted model, not a curated record. Lineage: Eukaryota; Fungi; Ascomycota; Eurotiomycetes; Chaetothyriales; Herpotrichiellaceae. Bases 1 to 3132 code for a protein of 1043 amino acids. Gene Ontology annotation, molecular function: DNA binding. The transcript is spliced from 4 exons. Gene Ontology annotation, cellular component: nucleus.
AUGUCAGCCACCGAAAUCGACACUCUGUGGCGCUUCGCGUUUGGCGAAUCAGCUAUCCGACCCCUGCCCUACAGUUCGGAAGAGCUGGGCGACGAUGGAUGGCGACCACUGACGGAUCCGCAAAAAUUCAUCAUGAACCUGGCCAAUCUGAACCAGCAACAACUCUACGCCGCGAGUGCUAACAAUCAACUGGCCAUGAUAGACGCCCAGAACGAAUACCUGGAGCUAGAACGCCACAUCGCCAACAUCAAGGGCAAAGAAAUCACCAAAAAUCCCAGAGAUCUCCCGGCACCGGAUGUCUUUGAGGAAAGGAAAGAAGCGGCGCUGUACGGUUACAAGUAUGAUGCCAAUCGCCCAGCGCUUCUCCAUGCCGGCAUUCCUGGUCUGAGAUCUGCCGAUGAUCUGACCGAGAGGGAAAAACACGAUGUGCGCUUGUUCCAAGAACCCUUCGAGCAAGGCGGCUUUGUGCCCAAGGAGAGAGAGUACAAGGCCAGGCUCGCCAAAGCCAAAGAUCCCAGAAACGUCGACGGCUGGAUCCCCAUCGAAAAGGACGGCAAGCUCCUCAUUCCACGUCAACAAACUCACCAUGAAGAAUACAACAUCACAUAUGUUAAGCGCAAUGUGGAUGAAAAUGGUGAGAUUAUUCGACCUCAAUCGCCCGAAGGUAGCGAAGUCCCUGGUGAAACUCCAGACAAGGCCGUCAACAAACGGUUGACCAGAACUCGUUUUGAUGGCAAAAAGUUCCCGCCCACGCGAGACGUGUCGGAGGCUCCGUCGACAGCUUCUACUCCAAAUGGCAAAAAACGAGCAAGCCCCUCAGGAGCCGACACCAGGGAAGAUACCCCUACUUCGAAACGCCGGAAGAUCCAUCUUACCGUCAAUGGUGGCGAACAGCCUAAACCGAAGCAUCCGAAUCAAUAUACCAAAGCAAAGGAGAGAGAAUUGGCUUCGACCACGCAAACCGCCCCGGCUCCAGCUAGUGUCAAACCCGUAAUGCCGUCAUCGUCGUCAUCGUCAAAACCCACAUGGCGGGAGUUGUCGCCCAUGUCGAAACGCACACACAAGUGGACAGACCCGGACUUGAUCGAGUCGAUCAAGGAAGAUCACUCGUGGUUGCAUGAUGACCCCAAAAGGGCAGAAGAGUGGAAGCACAAGCUCCUCAAUGGCAUCAAUCCAGUUCGAAGCCUGAGCAUGCUGCUCAAAUGGAACUACUGGCAAGUGACCAACCAAGCCAAGAGACCACGGGCGAAAAAGAACGCGGCGGAACCAGAAGAAGCAGUCAAAGAAACCGAGGACUCCAGCGAGUCUCAAAAGCCGAGACGAAGGGUGACCAAGCCCAAAAUGGCGGAGGACAGCGAGCGAUCAACACCUGCAACGACGCCGGCGCCAGAAGCCGUCAAUGGCGUGGCAACACACGCGCCAAAGCUGGGAGUAAACACACGAGCAACGAAGUCCUUCCGAAGAGCACCUGGGGCGGAAAACGCCACUUUCAGAGACAAGGACUUGGAGCAAGAUAAGCGCAAUGGCACGAACAGUGGAAAACAGGCAGUCCUUCCUCAGCUGCACAAUCCCGAAGACGCCUCUGGUUCUCCCCUGCACGCCCUCGUCAUGACCAAGAAGAAGCGUCACCAUCCCGAUGUCGAAGAGGUGCUCGCACGGCCAUGGUGCUACUACUGUGAGCGCGACUUUGACGACCUCAAGAUUCUGAUCAACCAUCAAAAAGCAAAGCACUUCAAAUGCGAAAGAUGCGGUCGAAGGUUGAACACGGCAGGAGGCCUCAGCGUCCACAUGAGUCAAGUCCACAAAGAGAAUCUCACUGCCGUCGACAACGCCCUCCCUAACCGAGCGGGUUUAGAUAUCGAAAUAUUUGGAAUGGAAGGGAUACCCGAAGAUAUUAUCCAACAACAUAAUCAGCGAGUCCUGACCAACUUUCACCAAGCCCAAGCUGACCGGCAGGCGGCUUCUGGCAAUAAUGCUCAAGGUGCCCAGCAUCCGAACGCCCCCAAGAAACCCAAGAUCGAAUCUGUUUCCGAUAUUAAGAAACGUCUGGCAGAACACAAGGCUGCCAAACUGGCUGCUGAGCAAGCCGAUGGAGGAAGCAGUGGUGGUGGCACUCCUAACCCCCCUACAGCUACUAUAGUCCAAGCCAAACCCCAGAUAAACACGGCAGCGUCUCCAACCUACCCUGGAUAUCAACAACCCUAUGCAGCGCCACCUACGAAUGGUUCGUACAGUCAAGCCCCUUCCUUCGCCCAACCCCCAACCGCUUUAUCUGCUCCGUAUCAGGCAUCACCUAUAUAUCCUUCUGCCGGAUCUCCGCCUGCUGGCGAAGCCUACGGCCAACACGCUGCAACUCCACAGCCUGGGCAACCUGGAUAUGGGCAGAUACCAUACCCUCCACAACCAUACGUUCAACCGCCGCAGCCAUCAUUUCAGCCGCCGCAACCUUCACCGGUGGGAUAUCCCCCACAACCGAGUUUUUCACCACCUCAGUACACGUCACCUUAUCCGAGCCAAGCCUAUCCUCCCCAACCCGCUGGACCUCCACGUCCAUUUGCAUCGGGAUCUCCAGUCCCAGGGUUUCCUCAGCCACCCCCAGCUCUUGCACAACGCUCCCAUUCGCCUGCUACAAACGGAUUGCCGCAGAGGCCCGCUUUCGGUGCUCCGCCAGUCAAUGCUUUCCAAUUUCAACAAAUGCAUCAAGGUCAGAUCCCUGCUCCACAAUCCCAUAACAUUGUGCCGCAGUACGCUCCCGGACAGACUCAAGGCAGCACAAGCACGCAAGUCCCGCCACAGGUUCCCAUACCGGACCAGCCUUCUGCUGUUGAAGCUCAAGAUGCCUCGUCUCUUGAUGACUUGAUUGCAAAUGCUUCGAAACAAGCUGAUGCCGAUGCCGCCGCCGCUGCUGCCGAGGCUGUCGCCAAACCCAGUACGCCACUUGCCACCACUGCGUCGGCCACCACCAAGGACGAAGCCAGCGAAGAUAAGGCUGGACCGAAGAAAGACAAGGAGAAGGAGAAACCAAAAGCAACCAGGUUGGUCUACUCUGAUAACGAGACAAGUCCUGAAGAGAAGAUGGCCAUGUUGCCAAAGUACGCAUUUACUCCUGCACAGAAAACAAUUGUGGUCUAA